Molecule: messenger RNA, 1437 nt
Organism: Naegleria gruberi
Lineage: Eukaryota; Heterolobosea; Eutetramitea; Acrasida; Naegleriidae
Exons: 1
Coding region: 1-1437 (478 amino acids)
Source: RefSeq, a predicted model, not a curated record
AUGUUUUUCCGAGGAGUGAAACAAUAUUGUGCAUUGCAGAAGAGUUUGCACGUUACCAGGAAUUUACAAGUCAUGAUUGAAAGUGCUGGAAAAGAUAGAGAAGAAAAUUUGGAAAGAUAUUGGACUGGCAUGGCGAUGGAAAGAGCUUCAAAAGCAUUGAUUACAAAACAAUUGAGGAAUUUGCUGUGUGGAUUGUUUGUGAAUGCGAGUAGUAUUUAUUUCUCUGAUGUGAAAUUGUCAGUUGACUUUAUUUCGGCCAUGUUUUGUGAUGUGAAGAAACCAACGAAAAAGAAGAAGGUGGAAAAUGAUGACGAUGAGGAAUUGUCAUUCAAGCAUCGAAGUGUUUUUGAAGUUAUUGAGAAAUUAUCCUUCCUUUCAUGUGAAUUUGAGGAAGGGGUCAUGGAGUGGAUUACAAAGAAAUUCAAAGCUAUUGAUACAUUAGUAUUCAAGAGAUGUAAAUUGAAAUAUUUUCCAUCUAGUUGCUAUUUACCUGUUGCCUUUCUUUCUCAACCACUCAAUGCAAAGAAGUGUAAAUUUUAUGAUAGUAUGAGAUUUUUAGUAGUUGAGAAUUUUGAGACAUUUGUUUCAGUCAAUUUGGAAAGAUACAAGACAGAAGAGGAAAAACAAUUUAUUGAAAAAUAUAUUAAUUUGACACCUGAAUUGUUAUCUAGUGGUACUUCAAUUAAUGAUGGAGAGCAAACUGCCUAUUUCCAUUAUCCGCCACCUGAAAAAAUUAAUGAAACUUUAUCAUUGAUUCCAGAACAUGUAAUUUUAAUUUGCUUUCAAGCAGAAAAAACCAGUAUAUUCGCCAGUACAAUCUUGAGAAGGAUUCAUUGGAGAGAUUCGGCAAAAGAUUUAAAAUUAUUUAGAAUGGUGGACAGCUCAUUUUCACUUACUCCAAUUUUGGGAUUCGAUCUCACCAAUGGUAAAUUGGAGAACAAGAAAACAACAGCUGAAAUUAUGGACAUUUUCUAUAUGGGAUUUAAUUUUUGGAAUUGUUCGAAAUCAGAUCAUAUUCAAUAUUUGGUAGUUAUUAUACUCCACUACUAUGAAGAUGAUGAGCUUAUCAAAUUUUUGAGAUUUAAAGGAUUGAAUGUUGACAUGGAAUAUUUUGAAGAACCUGAUGACAAAUAUUACGAAUUCUCAAGAAUUGGAGUCAUUUUUGCAAUUUUAGAAAUUUCUAAAAGAAUGAACGUUCUCACUGAUAGCUUGAAGAAAUAUUUUGAAAAGAAUAGUGCUAACUUUGCUCAAUCAGUUAGAAACAACUUUGUGAAUAUGAAUUCCUGGACUCUCAGUAAUUACUCAGAGGAUCAAAUUGAGUUUAUUCAAUAUCUAGUAGAGAAGAAGAUUCUUUCAGAUUCCUACACGAAACAAAUCAAUGAAUACAAGAGUAAGGAUACAACUCUGGAACCAGCGUUGAAGAAACGAAAGAACUAG